Molecule: messenger RNA, 642 nt
Organism: Melampsora larici-populina 98AG31
Lineage: Eukaryota; Fungi; Basidiomycota; Pucciniomycetes; Pucciniales; Melampsoraceae
Exons: 3
Coding region: 1-642 (213 amino acids)
Biological process (GO): respiratory electron transport chain
Source: RefSeq, a predicted model, not a curated record
AUGUACCAAGUUCAAUCCAGCACCAGAAAAGCCUCCACCACCAGUCCCGAUCCGAUGAGCUUCAAACUCCCAAGCACAGAAUCCGAAGUAGCCGAACUACUAGCCAGUUCCAAAACCCCGCAAGAAAGACGCGAGAUCUUUCAAGCGCUUCUAGGCACUCAAUCCAACCCUAUCCCACCCUUACCAUCGAUACCUAAAUCAUCAAGCGGUGUACAUUUAAUUCCUAUUGGUCGAAAGAAACUUACCACAGAUCAUACUGGAAUCCAAGUCCAUCAUUCACCUUUUGAAGCUUUAAAAGAAACCUAUUCAAAUACACUUAAAACCUUACAAAACUUUCCAACCGCUUCAGUUUAUCGUCAAUCAGUCGAAAGUCUUACUCAACGAAACUUGGAGAUCGUUCUUAAACAUGAAGUGGGAAAAGCUGCUCAUACUUCUCAAGAGAUUGAAGAUUCAAUUAAAGCUUUGGAAAUCGAGUUGGGUGUGAACUUGGUUGAAGAAGCUAUUGAUCAAGCUAAAGAUGAACAUUCAUUGGUUCUUUCACUUUACGAUUCAGAAGCUUGGUCUGAUUUAAUUGAAAAACCAAGUCCUGGUCAAUGGGAUUCAUUCACUGUUCCUUCUUCUACUUCUUAUCCAAAAGAUUGA